Molecule: messenger RNA, 3683 nt
Organism: Anopheles merus
Lineage: Eukaryota; Metazoa; Arthropoda; Insecta; Diptera; Culicidae
Product: TAR DNA-binding protein 43-like
Exons: 2
Coding region: 453-2165 (570 amino acids)
Biological process (GO): regulation of gene expression
Cellular component (GO): nucleoplasm
Molecular function (GO): RNA binding
Source: RefSeq, a predicted model, not a curated record
UAACGCCCCACUGUCAUGGCGUGUAACGACGGUGCUGUCAUGGCUGUUGUUUUCAUCUUCUCUGCUAAAAAUUGAUUGAAUGAUCUGAACUGGUUGCGAGCGAGAGCGAAGAGUGAUCGAGAGUGUGGACGAGCGAAUGAGCGAGCGAACGGAAGUGCGUGAGCAAACGAGACGGAAGUGUGGGGGUAGAGGUAAUCCUGGUCUACCGCAAGCGGCUUGCAGACUGUCGAAGAAAAUUCGCCCGGCCCGCAUUACGUGCACACGAUUCCCAUCGGAUAACGCACCCAUAGUAUGCCCCCCAUCGGAUAAAGCAGCAAACAGUGAGUUUUAGUGGCAUCGGUUGCACCCCCCGCCCGUACGUACGAACGCACGCACGCACGCAGGUACACGACGCAGGCACACACGCACACAGGCAGACGCGCCCGGGGUGAGUGACAAGCCGCGGUGGAGGAAUGGCGGUGGAUUUGGGAUAUAACGCGACGGUGCUGGUCGUGGAAGAGGAAGGCGACGAGGCGGUCGAAAUCCCGCUAGAGGAAGAUGGCACGCUGCUGCUAUCGACGCUGCAGGCCCAGUUUUACGGUGCCUGCGGGCUGAAGUACCGCAACCCGGACAACAAAGCGAUCCGGGGCGUGCGGCUGAACGACAACAAGCUGCACCCGUUCUCGCCCGACUCGGGCUGGGGCAACCAUGUGUACAUAUGCGUGUUCCCGAAGGAGAACAAGCGCAAGAGCGACGACAAGCUGGAAAACUCGACGCCGAAGACGAAGCGCAUCGAGAGCCGGAACCGCACGACGACGGACCUGAUCGUGCUGGGGCUGCCGUGGAAGACGACCGAGGAGAGCUUGCGGGAGUACUUCGAAACGUUCGGCGAGCUGCUGGUGGUGCAGAUCAAGAAGGACUCGAAGACGGGCCAGUCCAAAGGGUACGGCUUUAUCCGGUUCGCCCGGUUCGAGAGCCAGAUGAAGGCACUGUCGAAGCGGCACCUGAUCGACAGCCGCUGGUGUGACGUGAAGGUGCCGAGCAGCAAGGACCAGACGCAGCACCAGAUGCCAAGCAAGAUAUUUUUAGGCCGCCUGACGGAGGACAUCAACUCGGACGACAUCCGGGACUACUUCAGCAAGUACGGCGAGGUGACGGACGUGUUCAUACCGAAGCCGUUCCGGGCGUUCGCGUUCGUGACGUUCAUCGAUCCGCACGUGGCGCAGAGCCUGUGCGGAGAGGACCACCUGAUCAAGGGUACGUCGGUGUACGUGUCGACGGCAUCGCCCCGGCCGGAGCACGGCCGGCACCACGGCAAGGGCCAGAUGGGGGGAAAUUUUUCCAACUACGAUGAGCGCGGGCGCGGCGGAGGGGGGAGCGGCGUUGGCGGCAGUAGCGGAGCGAACGACUACCAUCGGGGCGGGGGGGGAGGAGGGGGAGGGGGAGGGGGAGGAGGAGGCGGUGGGCACGCGGUAGGCCCACACGUGCCGGCGCCCAACAGCAGCUACCAUCACGGUAGCGGCGGUGGCAGCGAGGGAGCAGGCCCGGGAGGAUACAAUAAUAUGCAGUCGGGAAACGGGGGUGGUUGUAGUCAGCAGCCGAUCUGGAACUACAAUGAAUACACCGCCCAGAAUCGGCAAAACAACAGCAAUAUCGAGUCGAUGCCGAACCUGCAAGCACUCGGGAUCAACUCGAGCGGCCCAAACGGGCAGCGUGGGGGAGGCGUCGGUGGGGGCCUGCACGGCGGGCACCACGCAGGGAUGGGGAACCAUCUGAGUGGAAGCGGCGGUGCCGGCGGAUCGGCACCGGGCGGUCCGGGGAGUAAUGGGGCGGGCGUGAUCGGUGCGCAUGGUGGACCCGCGGCUGGUAACAUGAAUCUCUACCAGAUGCCAAUCAAUCCCGCUAUAAUCGCGGCCGCCCUGAGCCAGUGGAGCCUAAUCGGGAACCAGAUGCACAACACGGCCCAGGGUGCGGGCGGACCGGGCGGACCGGGCGGUCCGGGAGCACCAGGGCAGGCGAACGCGAACGUACCGGGCGGCCCUGCCGGUGGACCGCCGGGGCCGGGUGGAGCGGCCGGUCCCGGGCCGGGCGCGUCCGAGCAGGAGUAUCUGUCCUGGAACGGCACGGGCAAUGGGGCACCGGGAGCCGCAGUACCGGCCGGGCGCGUCGAUCCAAACCGCCAGUGAACGAGGACAGUCGACACAGUCUUAGCAUAUUGCAAAAGCAAAGCACCACCCCUCCCUGCUACCAGCGAUCCAGCGACUGCAGACAACACCCCUCCCCGGUGUCUUCGAUCUCCCAAUGUAUCCAGCCGAAGUAGACAUAAGGUGAUGAUGAUGAUGUGACGAGGAUGCUAGCGAAGUAGUGGGUUGAGCGAGAUUGAGAGAUAGAGAGAGAGAGAGUGGGAGAACGAGCGAGAAAGAGAGAGAGAGCGAGAGAACGAAAGCGCAUGCGAGAUCAGAUAUGACCGGGGGUAAGAGGGAUAGUAUGGAAGGAUAUGAUGGGUGUGAACAUGGAGGAUGUGAGUCGCUAGAUGAUGAUGAUGAUGAUGAAUGUGUGCUACGUGAGUUUAGCGUGAAUAGUAUGUAGAGAGUGCAUGAUGGAUGUGUGCCGUUUGGUGUGCCGCUCCUUCGAGCGCGUGUGUGUGUUUGUAAGCGUUUUUUCAAAGUAAACUUACUUUAUUUUCAUUAUCGUGUAACCAAGGAUGUUCGGUUCGUGGCUUUGCGAGUAAAUUCGGCUCGGCAUAUUUAAAUUGCGCAGCCCCGUUGUUCUUACCAUAGCAUACCAAACGCCAGCGCAUCACAUUGUGUUGCGUGCGAAGCAUUAACACAACAACUACAACAACAACAACAACAACAAAACAGAAAACAGAAACAAUAGUAGCAGCUCCCCACGAUGUGUGUGAGUACAGCUCGCCGGCGGCCAGAUGCUGCUAUGCGCAACAACUGCAUAACAUACGCGUGGCAGGUGUAUCGCGUGAGUAUCUCUAUCGGGGCGCACCAUUUUUGUAAGAACAAAAUAAACGGCUAGAACAUUUUACAUUAUAUUACUUUUAUGGCUAACACGACAAUACAUUUUCUGAACGUUUGUGAGUGUGAUUGUGUGUGUACGUGUGUUGUGUAUGAGUGUGGUGUUUGAAUCCAUGAUGUGCGGCUCGUGGUUUCAAUUAUUAACCUUCUAUUUUUUUUUAACUUAAAAACGUUGGCAUUACAGCGUAACUGCUGCUACUGCUCGUGUAUCUGUUCCUGCCGACAGACAGCCAACUAAUGAGGUAGCAACAGCAGCACGUGUAGCAUCAUCAACAUGAUCAUGCGUGCAUCUGUGUGUCUGUGCAAAAUGGGAAAAGGGUUGAGGAGGGGAAGGGAAAAGAUGUAAAACUCUAACACCUACCUAGAACUAGGGCCGGUAAUUUCAGAUUGCUGUACACGAAAGCAUAAUUUAUCCUACGCGCAUCCCCGCGGGGUUGUGAAGCAUCUACUACUCGCCGGACUCAUCCUUCCAUUCUUUUUUUGUUUUCUUAAACACAUGAAGCACAGCUGUAUCAAGCAUACGUGUCGUUAGGCUUUAAAAUGGUAUGUCUCGGGAGCGAGUGUGAAAGAUACACACACACAAACACAAAAAGAACAAUGGAAAACAUGAUUGAAUGUAAAAGUAAAUCUGUCAUCAACGGUUUAAUAAAUAUGAUAUGAAUACGAUCAAUCCAA